AUGAAGGAAAAAAGAGAAUCUUCUGAAUCCAGUUGUGACUCGUCAAGUGAUUGCUAUGUCGAGUCAAUCACACCUCCACCCGAUAAUAAUACAACACCUAGUGAAGAACAAUAUAUUCUCCCGAAUUAUUACAACGGACUUCAAAAUGUUGAAACAAAUUCUUACUAUUCCUAUGUUGAAAAUGUUAAGGGUUUUCCUCAGUUUAAUGUUUAUUAUCAAAACUAUGAUGCGACCUUAAAUACAAAUCAUAACAUGCCCAUGUACACUAGUAGUGACUACUUUAGAAAUGAUCCAAAUAUUUAUCCUACAUAUUAUUACCCCUGCACUGAGCCUGAAAAUACUUACACGGAUGUAAAUCAAAAUCAAUAUCUUAAAGACGAGGAACAAAAUUGGUCAGCUAAUGCAUUUGACUUAAACUUUUUA
Brenthis ino (lesser marbled fritillary) is the source of this 423-nucleotide messenger RNA. The record is from the annotation of a GenBank genome assembly. Lineage: Eukaryota; Metazoa; Arthropoda; Insecta; Lepidoptera; Nymphalidae.